ACUAAUAUUUCAUAAAAUUUUGCAGGAUCUGAACCAACUAUGAGAGAUUUCCACACAGCUGCUGUUAUAAAUGAUAAAAUGUAUAUUUUUGGUGGAAGAGGAACUGAAUCUCCAUUUAAUUUAUAUGUACCUGGCAAAGAAAUAUACUGCAAUAAUUUAUGGUUUCUUGACCUGCAAACUAAUGAAUGGCAUCGUCCACAUACCAUUGGGACACCACCUACUGGAAGAAGAAGUCAUUCGGCCUUUGUUCACAACAACAAAAUGUACAUUUUUGGAGGAUACAAUGCCCUCUUUGUUGAGCAUUACAAUGAUAUGUUUGAAUUCAAUCCAGUCACUCUAGAAUGGAAAAUGAUGAAUCCAUUAGGAAAAGCACCUUGUAAUAGAAGGAGACAAGCAUGUAUAGUUAGUGGAGAUAGACUUUUCUUAUUUGGUGGUACCAGCCCUGUUUCGUUUUUUCCUGGUGCACAAGAGCAAUUCGAUGGAGAUAACAUAGAUGAUCAAUUGAUUGACCACAGUGACAUGCAUAUUCUAGAUUUUCAUCCUUCACUCAAGACACUUUGCAUGUUAACAGUCAGGAAGUACAAGUUAGACACUUCAUCUCUUCCACACUGUUUAAAAGUGGAGUAUAAAAAUAUGUUUUCCCCAAAUAAAAUAACCAUCAACAGACCUAACAACUCGGCAGGAUGAAAUAAUCAAUUUAAGUUUUUCAUUCAACUUUAAUUUGAUUAUAAGGAAGAACUGUUUCAAAAAAUGCAUUGAGUAUUAAAUUA
Agrilus planipennis (emerald ash borer) is the source of this 770-nucleotide messenger RNA. Its product is annotated as kelch domain-containing protein 3. The record is from RefSeq and is a predicted model, not a curated record. NCBI's taxonomy places the organism in Eukaryota, Metazoa, Arthropoda, Insecta, Coleoptera, Buprestidae. The transcript is spliced from 4 exons. The coding region runs from base 40 to 687 and encodes 215 amino acids. Gene Ontology annotation, molecular function: chromatin binding; protein binding. Gene Ontology annotation, cellular component: cytoplasm.